Penicillium daleae is the source of this 2364-nucleotide messenger RNA. RefSeq names its product zinc metalloproteinase family protein. Gene Ontology annotation, cellular component: cytoplasm. Lineage: Eukaryota; Fungi; Ascomycota; Eurotiomycetes; Eurotiales; Aspergillaceae. The coding region runs from base 1 to 2364 and encodes 787 amino acids. The transcript is spliced from 5 exons. The record is from RefSeq and is a predicted model, not a curated record.
AUGUCGUUCUUGAAGCAGCUGCGCCGACGCUCCAAAGCAAGCUUCCAUACUGCGGCCGACUCAAAAACCCCCUCACAUCAGGUGGAAGUGGUAUCCGGGAAAUCCUCCUCAACGAUCGACACUUCGUCUCAUGCUUCCAUUACUCCGCCAUCAUCGAUCAAACCCACCCUCUCCUCUCCUAAUCUCCCCUCUUUGACCGAGUCCAAUGACGGCAGCACCGUUAGCACCGUCAGUACAUCAUUGCCUCCGCCUCCACAGCGACCAGGACCUUUUGUCACCCAUUCGCAGCGGAACAGCGUCGUGGGGAGUUCGUCAUCGUCGAUCAAUGGGGUAUACCGGUCGCCGACCCCAAGCUCGCCUUAUGCGCCAAGGAUAGUUUCGAUUGCUGAUAACUCAUGGGUCCAUCAAAAAGUUCUACUUAUUUACGGCCAGAUCGGAGAUCCGCGACAUCAUCCAUUAGACGGAAGUAUCACCGUCUACCAUCACCAAGAUAAUUUCCCGUCGAUCGGCUGGCCCGUCACGGCAUCCCAUUUCAAAACCCUUGUUCAUCUCGUUCCUGGUCCCAAUCGCCUGCGUUUCGAUUUCGUUUCUCCGAAGCUGUCAUCUGGGAGUACCCAGCCAGUGAUCCAUUCGACAUGGAUUUGCAUCAACUACCUCCCCCUUGUCAAUUCCCCGCCAUUGCAUCUGGUUGUGUUACUCGGCAAGGAUUCGGACGGAACUUAUGACGCAGUACCAGAGCGGGUGGAGCGCGAAGGAAAUGGUCUGGAAACGGCACUUCGAAAGUAUCGCACGGCAGCGUAUUUAUGGCAGGCAUUCACGGGAGAGCAAAUGUUCCGCAACAGUUUGGGCCGGCGCUGCUUCCGCUUUGAAGAGGAAUGGCAGUCGGGCACUCUCAGUCGACGCGAUUCAGCUGCCCGGCAGAUGCGCAACGAGGCGAAGAUUCAUGUCAUCCGCUCCGAGAAAACCGUAGCAGAGUUACGAGAUCUCAACAUCGCACAACAGUAUGAUGCCGCCAAGAAAAAGGAUGAGCUUUUCAACAUCGCCAAGGAUGCCAUUCGCAAGCAUUUCAACCCGCAGCCUGGUCAAAAACAAUACGUCUCCGUCUUACUGCUGGAUUCUCACUGGGAUACCCAAUCUCAGACCAUUACUGGUCAUGCUGCUCUAGGAUCAGGAGGUGAUGAUAUCAAGAUGGCUAUCUUCGGGUCCCACUGUCUUCAAAGCUAUCCAUCCUGUCUUGAAGAGGUAGUGGAUGCAUUCUCGGACUGCACGCGGACGGACACCAACUACGUGGCUAACGACUGUGGCGAUGCUGGAUCUAACUGGGAGUCCGCGAACCUCGGCAUUGGCGCACACUUGCAUGAAGUUGGCCAUCUCUUUGGGUGCCCGCACCAAGAAUCUGGCGUCAUGCUCCGUGACUACGUUCGCCUGAAUCGCUCUUUUUUGAUUAAGGAGCCUUUUUGCACUCGCACCAAGACACAGGGCCUGAAGGUCUGUUUACCAAACGACGAGUGUGGGUGGCAUCGCCUGGAUGCGCUCCGUUUCCGCUUCCAUCCUUGCUUCCGGCUUCCCAGCGAUGCUUCGGUGAGCAAUGAUGACAGCGUUCAAGUGUGGCCAGUGGAGAAUGGAAAGAUUCUGUUUACGGCUUCCUCGGGCAUUGCAUUUGUGGAGUUAUACGCCGAGGGUGACGACGUCUGCCACCAUUUCAUCGAGUAUAUUAACAGCGAGUCCAGUGGUAACGGUUUACCCAAGCAAGUGUCCAUCACCGAGACCGAGCUGAGGCAACAAGUAUUUGGGACUGAGAAAGAAAAGAAGAAGAAAAUCCGCGUGGUAGUCUUCUCCGGCAACUUGGGAAGCUACACCGUGGAGGAUGUCAGUGCUCUCAAGUCCAAAAACUCCUUGGUCAAGCUUCCCAAGAACCAAUCUGGCUACAAAAGUGGCCAGCUGGGGCAUUCCUCUAUGGAGGGUAGUGAGCCGGAGCAAUUGCUCUUAGAGUGUGCCUUUAUCAAGACGAAGCUUUUGACAUCCAUCAAGGUAUACCAUGGAGCUGCGUUGGAUGGAAUUGAGUUCUGCUAUGAGGACAUGUCGAGCCAACUAUUUGGAAAACGUGGUGGAAAACCUGGGGGUGAUGAAUUUGUCCUCGAUACCCGCCGUGGGGAGAUUCUGCUUGGUUUCUACGUCCGAGCUGGACUCUGGAUUGAUGGAAUCGAGAUUCUCACCAGUCUAGGGAGAAAGUCGGGGAUCUAUGGCAAUGCCAAUGGCGGAUCAGGUCACACCUUGAUCCCGCCUCUUGGAUAUAAAAUUGCUGGAGUUGCGGGCUCCAGUGCAGCUUGGGUUGACGGGUUCUCUCUCAUCAUUCAGCACUGA